This is a messenger RNA of Symbiodinium pilosum, 2550 nucleotides long. The record is from the annotation of a GenBank genome assembly. NCBI's taxonomy places the organism in Eukaryota, Dinophyceae, Suessiales, Symbiodiniaceae.
AUGUACAUAUUGGGCCCGGCCGGUUACAUUUUUGUUUCGAACAUCGAUGUGGAUGCAGAGUCCACUGGCGUGGAAGCCACGCUUCCUAUCGGGGUCCCGACCAUCAACUCCGCUCGGCCCCAUGAGGUAAUGCUGCCCAUCACCGACAAUGCCCUGGAGAACAUGUUCUAUGGAUUCCGUGCUAAGAUCCAGAAUGCGCUGGUGUCGCCAAGUUCCCAGGACGAACCGAAGCCAAACCGCUGGAACGUGGUGGUGAUCAUGUCUUCAGGCUUGACAGACCUGGCUGGCCGAGCAGAAGCUGGAGCUUUCGAGGGAAGCUCUCUGGAAGUUCUGCGAGCCUGUGACAUCACUGCCUCCACGCAAGUUUUCCUGGCGCAGAACCAGGUCACAGUGUCAUUUCUGGUGGCCAAAAGCAUCUACACCAGCGAGACCUCCGUUGGAAGCAUCCAUGUGACGGUCUCGGAUGCGAUUCCGUCUUUGGAGGAGGCUCUGGCUACUAGUGUCAUCACAUCCUUGCCAUACACCUCAUGCGAGGGUUUCACGAACACUGCAGUGAUCCGGCUGGCGAGGGCUGCAGCUGUGCCGCGCGGAAGCCAGGUCCGCUUCCGCAUUGCCCUGACUAACCCGGCGCUGGCCCCUUCGGAGACGCGUUGGAACGUCGCCACCUUCCAAGGCUUCGCCAAGCUGGAAGAGUGCGAGCGAACGGUUGUCACCUUCCAGCUUUUGCAAGCCUUGAACCAGGCGCUGGCAUCCAGAAGCGCCACGGGGCAAGACCUACGGCCUGGCUCCAUGAGCGUCUAUGAGUUCUUCUUCGCCUACCCAUGGCGCAAUGCCGAGGAGGAGGCCAACAUCGGGUCUGGCCAAGUCACACGGAGCCAGGUCAAGAUCACCUUGCCUCAUGGUUUCCAAUCUCCACCAGAUUGCCUCUCAGGUGUGAGCAGCACUGCUAGCACAUCUGGCGCGACCGGGAGCACUGCAGCCAGGCUACCUGAGUUUGUCGCAUGCGUGGGUGCUGGCCGGAUCCUAAGCGCCACGCUUAAGAGCCUCGUUGACCCGCACGUGACAUACCGUAUGAGCAUCACAGUCCAGAAUCCCCCGGCAGAUUUUGAGUACUCCUCACAGAGCUCUCGCUGGCAGCUGCAAGUUGAUUCCGCCGCCGCCGGUGAUCUGGAAGGCCCUGCUCUGCGCACACUCAGGGAUGUGCAACUCUUGCCACAGAAUGUUCACGAAGACAGCUCGGGGUUUUGCAUGAUCCGCUUCCGAACAGCCUCAGAGGUGCCAGCUGGCGGCUCUGUCUAUGUCCAGGUUCCUUCGGCCUCCGACCCAAGCUGCUCCGGUGGUGGUGGUGGUGGUCUUUUCAAUGCCCAGAACAACGACCUUGGAGAUGGGAACCCCAUCGUACCAGGAACACCAUGUGAAGUCCAACGUGCUGAGCUCCCAGGGCAGCCGCAUGCCUUGGUCCUAGGCCCUUUGAGCAGCACUUUGACGAGCAACACAGCUUACUUGUUGGCGCUGGGGGUACGCAACGGUGGGCCAACAUCUGACACAUCAGCAACGUGGACAGUGAAGACACGGGACGCGAAUGGCGAGAGCAUCGACACUUCACGGCCCAUCCCCACAUUUGCUGUCAGACGGCUUCUGGGCGUCAUGGCCUUCACAUCCCCGGCGCUGACAUCGCCGCGAGGACAGUCCUACCCUGUAGAUGUGGAUUUCACGUUGGAUGUGGCAGUCAGAUCCGGUGCACUCGUGUUGUACCCACCACCCUUCGUCAGCGCAAUGUGUGACCCACACGUGCUGGCUGGCAUGCCACAAGGCACGACGUGCCAGACGGAGGGAUCCCCAAGCGGAUGGAGAAGCUUCAGGAUGAUCCUUUGGAGCCUUGCCUCACCGUGGUCAGCAAGCCGGCCAUACCAUUUCCGCUUGCUCGCAGAUGCCCAGGAGCUUCCCUUCUACCGACAGACCUGGACGGUGCAGCUUUUUGCCGGAGCGCAGACAAGUCCUCAGGAUGGGCAGCUUACCUUCGGCGCCUUGGAGCCUUUACCCGGUUUUGUGGUGGGAUCUCUCUCGGUUGCACAGUGGCGAUGGCGAGGCUGGCUCGCAGACCUGACGGUAGCGUGCCAGAACCCUGCGCAGGGAGCACGCAGUCAGGUGACUGUGGACUUCGUUGUCAAUCCAGAGCUCGCUCAAGGAGAUGAGGUUUGGAUCCGAGCUCCGCCUGGCAUUCUGCUGCAUCCCUUUUCCUGCUAUGUGCAGGCGCCUGGCAUCUCCAUGGAAGUGCCCAUACCAGCCCCCUGCGAGGUUCCUGAACUAUCUGCAGCUCCAUGCUUUCCCCACGUCUACGAGACCAGCCCAUGUGUGGACGCAGCACCAGAUCUUCCACCAGACUCGGCUGGCUUUUCACAUCGGCAGGGGAUGAAGCUCAGCCUGGGUGCCGUCAUGGCCGGGACACACCUGCGGAUCAUUGUGGAAGCAACUGCACUGGUUGCAGCCGAGGCGGGCAAGUGGCUGGUGAGCACGUGGCGCGACGUUUUCGAGAUGCUCGGCGUGUGA